This is a messenger RNA of Naegleria gruberi, 693 nucleotides long. RefSeq lists its product as uncharacterized. Bases 1 to 693 code for a protein of 230 amino acids. The record is from RefSeq and is a predicted model, not a curated record. Lineage: Eukaryota; Heterolobosea; Eutetramitea; Acrasida; Naegleriidae. The transcript has a single exon.
AUGAAUCAAGAAGAAAUGGAUGAAUCAAUUAAGGAUAAUCAACAAGAAAAGCCUAUUGAUCAAUCUACAACAGCAACAGAAGAGGAAGUAGUAGGCUUGUAUUCUUCUUCAGAGCAUGAAUCAACUUUCACCGAACCAAUGGAAACAUCUACAUUAGAGGAGGAACAUCUACAAUCAGCAAUGGUCGAUGAUGACACACACAAGCCUUCCUCAAUUCUUCUGCAUAGUGAAUUAAUUGCAAAGGCAGAAAAUAUGUUUGGAGAAACAAAGGAAUAUCUACUUGAUAUGAUUCAAGAACUUCAAGAUUUGAGAGUAAGUAAUUGUCAAUUAUUUCAACUUCAAUUUGUGAUCAUCAAUAAGAGGGAGCAAGAACUGGCCAAAUAUCAAUCCCUUUGCGCAAAGGAUUUAGAUUCAGCAAGAACAACAUCAUUAGCUGAAAUGGAUAUCAUCUCCUCAAUAGUAAAGAAGAAUGAACAAGAAAGAGAGAGGUUAGAAAGACAUUACAUGGAAAGGAUCAAAGAAUUGUCCUCAGAAAGAGAUUUACUUAUGAAAGAAUCACUGGAUUCUAAACUAAAGUUCGAGGCUCAACAAGUGGUGUUUGAACAAAUCAAGGUUUGUUUCAGUGUAUUCCAUUCAUUUAUCAUUUCUCUCAGAGAAGAAACAUUGAGCUUGAAUGCAACUGUUCCUUAUUAA